AUGUCCAUUUCCAAUACCACAGUCUUCAUGCCCUCUGUGUUGAGACUAGUAGGGAUUCCAGGUCUAGAGUCUGUCCAAUGUUAUAUUGGAAUCCCAUUCUGUGUCAUGUACCUCAUUGCUUUGAUUGGAAACUCCUUGCUUCUAAAUAUCAUAAAAUCAGAACAAAGUCUCCACGAGCCCAUGUAUAUUUUCUUGUGCAUGUUAGGAGCCACAGAUAUUGUACUCGCUACCAGUAUUGUGCCCAAGAUGCUUGGAAUAUUCUGGUUUCAUCUAUCAGAGAUCUAUUUUGAUUCCUGUUUAUUUCAAAUGUGGCUCAUCCACACAUUUCAGUGCAUCGAGUCAGGCAUCCUGUUGGCCAUGGCCCUGGACCGUUAUGUUGCCAUCUGUUACCCACUGAGGCAUGCCACCAUCUUCACUCACCGGCUAGUCAUUCAAAUAGGUACUGUGGUAACACUCAGGGCUGCCAUUCUUGUUGCUCCAUGCCUACUACUGAUAAAGUGUCGGUUUAAAUUUUAUCAUACUACCAUCAUCUCCCACUCCUACUGUGAGCAUAUGGCUAUUGUAAAGCUAGCUGCAGAAAAUAUCCAGGUCAACAAGAUCUAUGGUUUGUUUGCAGCCUUCACUGUUGCAGGAUUUGACAUAAUUUUUAUCAUCUUGUCCUAUAUCAUGAUAUUGACCACAAUUUUUCACUUGCCCCAGAAGGAAGCAAGAUUCAAAGCAUUAGAUACUUGCAUCACUCACAUCUGUGUCUUCCUGCAAUUCUACCUUCUAACUUUCUUCUCCUUUUUCACACAUAGAUUUGGUUCUCAUAUACCUCCUUAUAUCCACAUCUUCUUCUCUAGCAUGUAUUUGCUAGUUCCUCCAUUUCUCAACCCACUUGUAUAUGGCUUAAAAACUAAGCAGAUCCGGAAUUAUGCAGUGAAAAUGUUCAGUUCUUAA
Elephantulus edwardii (Cape elephant shrew) is the source of this 939-nucleotide messenger RNA. RefSeq names its product olfactory receptor 52A1-like. The transcript has a single exon. Bases 1 to 939 code for a protein of 312 amino acids. Gene Ontology annotation, molecular function: G protein-coupled receptor activity; olfactory receptor activity. Gene Ontology annotation, biological process: G protein-coupled receptor signaling pathway. Gene Ontology annotation, cellular component: membrane. The record is from RefSeq and is a predicted model, not a curated record. Lineage: Eukaryota; Metazoa; Chordata; Mammalia; Macroscelidea; Macroscelididae.